Messenger RNA from Lytechinus variegatus (green sea urchin), 3486 nucleotides. Its product is annotated as ras-related protein Rab-4B. Gene Ontology annotation, cellular component: endosome. The transcript is spliced from 7 exons. NCBI's taxonomy places the organism in Eukaryota, Metazoa, Echinodermata, Echinoidea, Temnopleuroida, Toxopneustidae. Gene Ontology annotation, biological process: Rab protein signal transduction; regulation of endocytosis. The coding region runs from base 91 to 723 and encodes 210 amino acids. The record is from RefSeq and is a predicted model, not a curated record. Gene Ontology annotation, molecular function: GTPase activity; GTP binding.
AAAUAUAGCAGCUAGCUAGGAUCAAUUGACACACAGCACAGCGGUGAUUAUCUGCCCGAGAGAAUAACAUUGACUGAACUGUCUUUUAAAAUGUCAGAAUCAUACGACUUUCUGUUCAAGUUCCUGGUCAUCGGGAGUGCAGGAACAGGGAAAUCAUGCAUUCUUCACCAAUUCAUUGAAAGCAAAUUUAAACAAGACUCAAAUCACACAAUAGGAGUUGAAUUUGGCUCAAAGAUCAUCAAUGCUGGAGGAAAAUCAGUCAAGUUACAAAUCUGGGACACAGCAGGUCAAGAAAGAUUUAGGUCAGUAACAAGGAGUUACUACAGAGGUGCAGCUGGGGCUUUACUUGUCUAUGACAUCACAAGUCGGGAGACAUAUAAUGCUCUGACAAAAUGGCUGACAGAUGCAAGGACGUUGGCCAGUCCUAACAUUGUCAUCAUCCUCUGUGGCAAUAAGAAAGACUUGGAUGCAGAUAGGGAGGUGACGUUCCUAGAGGCCAGUAGAUUUGCACAAGAAAACGAGAUGAUGUUCUUGGAAACAAGUGCGUUGACAGGAGAGAAUGUAGAAGAAGCUUUCUUAAAAUGUGCCAGAUCAAUACUUAACAAGAUUGAAUUAGGUGAGUUAGAUCCUGAAAGGAUGGGAUCGGGUAUCCAAUACGGUGAUUCCACACUCAGGAAAGUCACCAGACCGCCGGUCAGGAGUACGCAACAAUGCUCAUGCUGAGGAAUCCAACCUGUCAUUAUCGUCAUCAUUCGCUUCAUCCCAGACCCAUCAGCCGUGUGAAUCAUGUACGCCCCUUGAUGCCGACUGGUCCAUAUCUGACAGGUCCACAUUUGACCACUUCAUUUCUGACCGGUCCAUACCUGACCGGUUCAUACCUCUUGACAUCCUUUCCUUCCUGCUGAAGUUUGCAUUUUCAGAUCAAGCACCCGGUACAGAGUAUAUCGUGAAAGUCAUUAUUAUUAUUUUUUUUUGCUGUAUUUGAUAAACCAAUCAAAAUGUGGUUAUAAGCUGCUGUCGAAAGCUAUUGAAAUUGUGACAUUUGAAUGUCUGAAAGCAAAUUUGCUAUUUUCCAGUAAUAUUCAAGGAAAAAAUAUUGCAUUGAUAUUCAAUUAAAAACAUCUCAGUGUUUCAGUUACAUAUAUGCAAUGCAUGUUCACCAUAUGAAUAACCACUGCAAGCAGAGUAGGAGGUAUAUUUUAUUGAUGAAAGAGUCUUAUUGCACAAAAUUUCUGUUGAUUAAUGCAUCCUGUAUUUUUAGAUAUGAAUCUACUCAGAUAUUUUUUGCAAGUUCUUGGAAACUGACUUAUUAUUUUUGUUUUAUUUGUUUAUUUAUUUUUUUUAGUAAUACAUUUUUUUUUUGGGGGGGGGCAGGAGAGGGGUGGGGGAAUAGAAAUUAUAGCAUAUUAUGUGUAGUUGAAAUGGUACAAAUACAGGUCAGAAAUGUUUUGCCAGAUUAUCGUCUGAACUUUGACUUACAUGUACAAUCUUUUUGCAAUAACUUAUGUAUAUAUACAUCACAAUAACAGGAGCUUACUUAUAGUCUAAGUGUGUUGGAUUAAUGAGGAAUUGGUCUCAGUGGAUAAUACUGUUAUGCUUUAUGAUAAUUACUCUUUUCAUGGAAGAGAAAAAGUCUCAAUUAAUCCUUCAUGUACAGUAUGUACUCUGUUAAUAAUUGAAACAAAGAUCCAAGAUGUGAUCUUUGAUAAUGACCAUAGGGAGACUAUCGAAACUGCAUUGUUGAUGGUACAAAAUGACAUGACAUUGUUUUUGUUGGUUUUAAUAUUUUCACAUAUCUUUCCCCUUCAUGUGUGGCCAUGCAUAAGUUCUUAUAAUACACAUUAUAUCUUGCCUGUAAAUAAAUGUUGAAGAAAAGUACUCUUACUGAAAGUUUUGACAAUACAAGCAUGACAUCACAUUGUUUUUUAUUUUCUUAACAUUAAUUUAUUGUGAUAGAUAGUUAGAUAUGAUCUAAAGAUCCCACACUACAUGGAGUUGAACUGAUGAAAACUGUCAAAUAGCCUGGUUUACAAUAUGUUAGCUCUAUCAAUGUUCGUCAUUGGUGAGAAUAGUUUUAUCAUGAAUUAUUCUGUAUGAAUUCAAUAAAUUAGGAAGGCAAUUUUAGAAAAGUUGGUGCCAACUUAUGAGGCAACCAUUCCUGUAAUGCUUGUUUUAUUUUUAAUGAACACUGCUUAUAUUGUAUGCUUUUAAAGUGUAUUCCUAGUAUUCCAAGAUCCUACAUUUUCAUUAUCGUACCAAAUAUAUCUUUGAAUCCAGAUAGAGGCUUUAUCACAAAUUAUAGUUAUUUUAUAGCAAAAUUGCAGAUAAUGGAUUAACUUAUGAUUAUUGUAAAUACUACUAUCAGAUCAUGUAGAUUUAUAUAUGCAUGUCACAUAACAAGCAUAUAUCUUUAAUUGUGGUAAUAUGAUUAUUCUCUGUAUGAUAUAAUUUGUGCGCCUUUAUGCCUGUUUUCAUGUCAUGUACAAAUAAUCGGUAUCAUCUAGGAAAUUUUAUUUCACAAAGUAAUUAAUGAAUAUCGUUCAUGUCUAGUUCAAUUAUGACAUUUUUUUCAUCCUCUACAUGUAUUUCAUGAAAUAGUUGUAUAUCAAUUGGAUAUUGAAGUGUUUUUCUUUUAAUAUCAAUUCAUUAAUGUACUACCGGUAAUUUUGUGCAUUUACUUUACUACUGUACUACAAAAGACCUCUGAAAUUGGGUUGUCAUUACACUUGAUACAAAAUUUAAUUUUGAAUGAACAAACAUGGGAAUAUAGUCCACAUAUAUUUGAAAUGUUUAAACCCUUAAACUUGAUAAGAAUGUUAAAAUGCACGAGGGCGAUUCCAUAAAAUAUAUACGUCCAACUCUCUUUAUGUGGGACCUUCAUGAAAUUGUCUCUGAUUUCUUGUUCUUUUGACAGUCUGUAACAUUCUCAAAGGACCAUUACUUGGUCAGUUAAUAAAGUGAAAUAAGACUUGAGAAAAAUUUGGGGGGGGCAGACAUACUAAAAGGUUGAUCAUUUUAUGGAAUUGCUCAUGAGAUCCUAUUAUAUACAAGAUUUACACGUACUUUUUUUCCAGACUAUGUUCAAUGAAAAUUGCCAGUGUAAGUCCAUGUAUCAGUGCAAAGUUCUUCUAUUUCCUAUAAUUCAUCUCACACUCUAUUAACCUCUGGUGAAUCUGGAUGUUAUGUAAGAUUGCCCAUUACAAUAAUAAUAGGCAUAUACUAUGUAGUGCCAUCCAUCUAGAUAUGAUAUAUUCCAAGGCGCGUUGUUAUUAGUUCUGGCUCGAAUUGCCACUUUCAGCACUCGGUGCAUUCAAGGAAUUAAUCUUGCUAGGUACCAAUUCACCUCACCUGGGUUGAGUGCACCACAACGUGGGUACAUUUCUUGCUAUAUGGAUGAAUUUUUUGCUGAAGGAAGCAUGCCGUGGUUGGGAUUCAAACACAUGACCCUCUGAUCGACAUACAGGAGUCAGAAUGACUAGACCAUGA